This is a messenger RNA of Kluyveromyces marxianus DMKU3-1042, 1482 nucleotides long. RefSeq names its product cystathionine beta-synthase CYS4 (gene CYS4). The record is from RefSeq and is a predicted model, not a curated record. Gene Ontology annotation, molecular function: cysteine synthase activity; cystathionine beta-synthase activity. Gene Ontology annotation, cellular component: cytoplasm. NCBI's taxonomy places the organism in Eukaryota, Fungi, Ascomycota, Saccharomycetes, Saccharomycetales, Saccharomycetaceae. The coding region runs from base 1 to 1482 and encodes 493 amino acids. The transcript has a single exon.
AUGGGUUACGACACACGCCAUGAUGUUAUCGACUUGGUCGGUAACACUCCAUUGAUUCAUUUGCAAAAGCUUCCAAAGGCCAUGGGCAUCAAGCCUAAGGUUUUUGCCAAGUUGGAGCUGUACAACCCAGGUGGUUCCAUUAAGGACCGUAUCGCCAAGUCUAUGAUUGAGGCUGCUGAAGAAGAAGGUCUAAUUCAUCCAUCUAGAUCGACCUUGAUUGAACCAACAUCUGGUAACACUGGUAUUGGUUUGGCGCUAAUUGGUGCUAUCAAGGGCUACAGAACCAUCAUCACUCUUCCAGAGAAGAUGUCCAACGAGAAGGUUUCUGUUUUGAAGGCUUUGGGUGCUGAAAUUAUCAGAACACCAACUGCUGCUGCAUGGGAUUCUCCAGAGUCUCACAUUGGUGUUGCCAAGAGAUUAGAAAAGGAGAUUCCUGGUGCCAUCAUUUUGGAUCAGUACAACAACAUGAAGAACCCUGAGGCUCACUACCAUGGUACUGGUAAGGAAAUCCACCAUCAAUUGCAAGACUUGUCCUUGUUCUCCAAGUUGAACGCUGUUGUGGCUGGUGCUGGUACCGGUGGUACCAUCUCUGGUAUUGCCAGAUACAUCAAGGAACAAAACAAGGAUAUUCAAAUUGUUGGUGCCGACCCUGUCGGUUCCAUCUUGGCCGUUCCAGAAAAGCUAAACGAAACCGACGUUACCGAAUACAAGGUCGAAGGUAUCGGUUACGACUUCGUUCCACACGUUUUGAACCGUGACCUAGUUGACCACUGGAUCAAGACCGAGGAUAAGUCAUCCUUCAAGUACGCUCGUCAAUUGAUUUCCAACGAAGGUGUCCUUGUUGGUGGUAGUUCCGGUAGUGCAUUUGCCGCUUUGGUGCAAUACUGUGAAGAACACCCAGAGUUGACCGAAGACGAUGUCAUCGUUGUCAUCUUCCCAGACUCCAUCAGAUCAUACUUGACUAAGUUCGUUGAUGACGAAUGGUUGAAGACUAACGGUCUAUGGGAUGAUGCUAUCGCUACCCCAAUCGUACAAAAGGAAACCGAUGUCUUCGAAGACGCUACCGUCAAGGACUUGAACUUGAAGCCAGUCGUUUCUGUCGAUGAAGAUGCUUCCAUUGCUACCGUAGUGAAGAUCUUGACCGACAACUCUUUCGACCAAUUGCCAGUCUUGACUAAAGAUGGUAAGUUGUGCGGUUUAGUUACCUUGUCUCAACUACUAAAAAAAUUAUCCACUUCUAAGGAUGUUACCAGCAUUAAGGGUCUGUUCUACGACUUCCGUAAGUUGAACAACUUCGACGACAUCUCUUCCUACAACGCUAACAAAUCUCACAAGAAGAGAUUCGUACGUUUCGAUGUCAACACCACCUUGACGGAACUAAACUCAUUCUUCGAAAAGAACUCCGCUGCUAUCAUCACCGAUGGUCUAUCCCCUGUGCAUAUUGUCACAAAGAUGGAUCUAUUGUCCUACUUGGCCAAAUAG